This is a messenger RNA of Ectocarpus siliculosus, 466 nucleotides long. The record is from the annotation of a GenBank genome assembly. NCBI's taxonomy places the organism in Eukaryota, Phaeophyceae, Ectocarpales, Ectocarpaceae.
AUGUGGGACACGCUUGUCUGCGGGAUUUCUAUCGCUGGCAUCUUGGCCUACUGGGGGCUGAGGCGAGCGGAGGCCGGGCCAAGACUGGUCCCAAACGCUGAGUGCCACGUUGGCGAAGGAUUCGUGUCGGUCGUGGUGCCUGCGUACAACGAGGGAGAUGGGGUCAAGUUGACGCUCGCCACCAUCGAUGAGCUGGCCCAGGACAAGUCGCUGGUUGAGAUUAUCGUGGUCGAUGCAGGUUGCAAAGACCACACGAUGGACGCCGUCGCCUCCAUGAAGCUCGACGUCAAACUCAGCGGGCCCGUUCUGCAUCGACACUUCAACCCCCCCCCCCCCCCCCCAUUUACAAGGGAGGAAGGAACGAUUGGCCAUCGGUGAUCGGUACUGUGGGAACAAUGCUCCGCCCUCUCGAGGACGUGUGGUCAAUGGUCUAACCGCUAAGGCAUGCAAAACAUAAGAGUACGCC